Magallana angulata is the source of this 2776-nucleotide messenger RNA. RefSeq names its product BTB/POZ domain-containing protein 17-like. Gene Ontology annotation, molecular function: protein binding. Bases 332 to 1558 code for a protein of 408 amino acids. NCBI's taxonomy places the organism in Eukaryota, Metazoa, Mollusca, Bivalvia, Ostreida, Ostreidae. The transcript has 4 exons. The record is from RefSeq and is a predicted model, not a curated record.
UUUUUUAUCAAUGUGAUAUUUCAUCUUAAUAUGUCUAUUACUAGUUAGGCCUAUUUGAUGUAAAAUAUACUUUGAUAUAUUUAGUAAUUUGAAUUUACUUGGCGAUUGUUGGUAAAACCAUAUUGUUAUAUGUCUAUGGAAAACUCUUUUUACCAACACUCACAAUUUUUUAUUUUUGGAAUUUCAUGAACAAACGCGCGGUACUCAAAUAUUUGAAAGUUUAACAGCUGUAUAAUCCGUGGGGCAAGGUGUGCAAUCGGGUGUAACGAAAUCAAAAGUAUGACAGUGCCUAUUUACGAGCGAUGUUCAGCUUUAAAGUUGACCUGAGAUUAUGGAUAGUUCCAGCACUUCAUUAAAGUGUGGACAGCUACUGGGUGGGGCUAACCCGCCUGAUUAUGGAGUCUUCUGUAACAGCAAGGAGUUCAGUGACCUCAAGCUCACUGUUGGGGAGACAACCUAUUUUGGUCACCGAAUCGUCUUGGCAACAGCCAGUGAGGUUUUCCAAACCAUGUUGUCCUCAGUUUGGUGUUCCACAUCAGAACUUCGCCUGGAAGAAACGGGUGACUGUGAGGCAGCAUUCCUGGAGUUUCUGGAGUUCCUGUACACCUGGAGAGUGCGGCUGAAUGAAGAGAACGUCGUCCCCCUGGCCUUGUUGUCAGACAAGUACCUGGUCAAAGAUCUGGCAGCCCUGUGUGUCAGUUACAUGGUGGAGGAGGUCUGUACUGAGAAUGCCAUUCCAUGGUUUAGGUUUUCUCUGAAGUACAAUGUGGAGAGGCUGUUCAAUGAGUGUAUCAGGUUCAUCAGCCAUAACUUUGAGCAUUUCCACCACAGCGGAAAGCUGGUGGAGUUGGAUACAAACGAAAUGGCACUGGUGUUGGAUUCAGGAGCCAUUGUAUGCAAGUCGGAAAUGGAUAUCAUUCAGGCAAUACUUAAGUGGAUGAAGGCUUAUGAUCGACCGGUGCAGGAGAGCCUCAGAAAUGAUAUUGUGCAACUGUUUUCCAGUGUUCGCACACCCAUGUUGACACCAGCAGAUGUCGUCAAGAUUGAAAAGACCAAAGAGCUUCAGGACUUUGUUAUGCUUCUCCUUCCCAAAUUUUACUUGACCUACAAGUACCAUUCCUUUGGCGUAGGCAUUCCAAUCCCAUUAGAUGACAAAAGGUUCAAGAAUUAUGUGCCUCGGAUCUACACAGAGCGGUGCGGUACCACUUUCAACACGACAAGUUUCUGGGAGCACUACUUCCAGACGCCCUCUCACAUGUCUUCCAAGCAUGCAGUAACUCUGAAGUGGAAGUAUCAGAAUGGAAAACCGAAUGAGCUGGAGCUGCUACUAGCCCCAGGCAUUGCUCAAGGCAUGGUUGUGCCAUACAAGCUGAGGGUUGUCCGCAUGACCAAGAGGUUGCGAAAAGGGUUCAAGGAGGUUAAAAUUGUAAAUGACACAGUCAACCACGUUGCUAACUUUGGUCCGUGCAUUGAUAUGGGGAGUUCUGAUGGCUACCAAAAGGACAUUAAAACUCAUGGCUUGGUUGUUGCAGUUCUACCCACUGGACUACCAGCGUAAAUUUGGGCAGUAGUAGAAAUAUGGGGGUUGGGGGAGUGGGACAGGGGGUGAUGAGGGUUGGGUUGUUUUUGUUUUUUCAAAGGCAGCAACUGUAUUUUAUUGUAUUUUAAUUGAUAUGUUACAAUACACUCUCAAAGUAGGUUGAUGUACUGUACUCUCCUGAUUAAUGAUGUUAGAAUCUAUGACAACAACAAUGGCGGUUUAUGUCCUUCAAUUAAGAACAGCUUGAAUUUAAACUAUUAAUUAACCGUCAGAGGAAGCACCUCUAUGAACUACAUCAAGUUUCAGCCCAUGUGGCAUUACUCAGUCGAAAUUAAAAGUGCUAAAUUUGAGCUUUAAUGUUGCAGUAUGUACAUGUGAUAAAAAUUUCAACAAUUUUUAAAUAUUAAAUUUAUUGUUACAAAUGUCUAACCUGUACUUUAAUUAAUGAUGUUGGUGACAAAUUAUUUUAUUGAUAAGACUUGUUUUUGUUUUUACAAACAUGAUGCCAUAUACGGUAAUUAUUUGUUCAAAGUUUUUAUUUUUAUUUCAUAUUUUAUCAAAGGUUACUUUUAUACAAUAUGUACAUAUUAAUUAUAUUUUCAUAGAUGGGUCUCUUUACACAUGCAAGCAGUGAAAUAAUUUAUGGUGUAAAACCCAUUUAAAAUGACUGGUAAAUAUUUUUGUGUAGAAUCACAACUAUCGUAAUUGACUGAUCUACCUUAAUCAAGCUCAGUUGUGUUAAUUUUGACAUGUAUUGUGUAUGUUAUUUAUUUGUCCAUUUUAUUUGUACUAAACAACAUCAGUGUCUAUUUUACAUUAAGCUGUUAACAAAUUAUGUGUAUUGACCACAGAACUUCAGUUCAUGAGGAAUUCAUAGUUUUGUUGUCUGUGUUUUUGUCUGUUAAUUUUAUUACCAUAUAUAUAUAGUACUGUAAUAGAGAGAUGAAUUUUGAAAAAAAAUGCCAAGAAGGGUAGAGAAAAAAAUCAAUAAGUUAAAAAUAGUUUUUGUUUUUUUAAUGGUAUGAUAUUUACCAGUUUCCGAUUGUCAGAUUAUUUUCAUUUUGUAAUAGAAUAUGAAGCAAUGUCUGUGUGCAAUCAACAGAAGUUCAGUAAGGCAAAUCUGGAAUUGUGUUUCACAAAUACUAGAUGUAUUCAUACGUUCAUGUAUUUAUACCUAUCUCUUUCUGAAUAAUAUUUUUGAAACAUUAAUUAGAUAAUAAAAGUUUUGAAAUGUUA